CAUCUGAACAUUAAGUAAGACUGCAUUUUUCACUCCUCUGCUGCAAACAAAGAGCAAAAGAUGGAGAGGUCCCUGUGCAUCCUCCUCUGCGCGCUGUUCACUGCGCCGGGCUGGGCCGGUGUGGGCGCAUCGAUCAGCGGCGCGACGACCGGGCAUAACCCCUUCAACACAAGCGCAGCCGCUACUUUUACCAGCGGCACCACUCCGUCCGUCCCACUGGCGACUGUUACUGGCCGCCCGGGCAACACGAGCGAGCCCGCGGCGGGCCACGAGCAGAACAGCACAGAAGCUGGUGGAGAACCCCACACCGGCAAAGACCGGAACCGAACCGCCGAGAGCAAGACACCAGAUCCGAAGAGACCAGAUUGUCCUCCUCUUGGCCUCGAGUCCCUGCGGGUUGACGACAGCCAGCUCCAAGCUUCCUCCUACCAGCGGACGGGCCUGGGGCCUCACAGGGGCAGGCUAAAUAUCCAGUCCGGUAUUGAGGAUGGGGAUCUGUACGACGGGGCCUGGUGUGCACAGUACAAAGACCAGAACCAGUGGUUUGAAGUGGACGCCAUCCAUCCCACCCUGUUCACCGCGGUCAUCCUGCAGGGCAGGAACUCCAUCUGGAGCUGGGACUGGGUCCAUACUUAUAAAGUCCAGCUGAGUAAUGACUCAGUGAACUGGGAGACCUGCAUGAACGGAAGUGCGGAAGCGGUAUUUGAGGGGAACCAGGACCCGGAGACUCCGGUUCUGGGUGUCCUGCCUGUUCCCAGAGUUGCCAGGUUCAUCCGCAUCAACCCCCAGACCUGGUUCAUCAAUGGCACCAUCUGCCUCAGGGCUGAGAUACUGGGCUGCAGCCUUCCAGAUCCGGCCAACGGCUACUCCCCCAAGACAGAGUCAAGAUCAGGAGACGACCUUGACUUCAGACACCAUAACUACAAAGAAAUGAGAAAGCUUAUGAAGUCUGUGAGUGAGCAGUGCCCGGACAUCACCCGCAUCUACACCAUAGGGAAGAGCUACACGGGCUUCAAACUCUACGUCAUGGAGAUCUCUGAUAAUCCCGGCAAGCACGAACUUGGUGAACCAGAGUUUCGCUACGUGGCAGGGAUGCACGGGAAUGAGGCUCUUGGCCGGGAGCUGAUCCUCAACCUCAUGCAGUACAUGUGCCAGGAAUACAAGAAGGGCAACCAGCGCAUUGUCCGGCUGGUUACGGAGACACGAAUCCACCUGCUGCCCUCCAUGAACCCUGACGGUUAUGAGGCAGCCUACAAAGAGGGCUCAGAGCUAGCUGGAUGGGCUCACGGGCGGUACAGCUUUGAAGGGAUAGACCUGAACCACAACUUCCCAGACCUGAACAACAUCUUGUGGGACUCCCAAGAGGUGGCCGCGGAAAAGUCCAAAGUCUCCAACCACUACAUCCCCAUCCCAGAGUACUACACUAAAGAGGACGCCUUCGUCAGUCCAGAGACGCGUGCGGUCAUAAACUGGAUGCAGGAAAUUCCCUUUGUGCUCAGCGCCAACCUCCACGGGGGUGAGGUGGUGGUCACCUACCCCUACGACUGCACCCGUGACUGGGCUCCCAAGGAGUACACGCCCACAGCGGACGAGAGCUUCUUCCGCUGGCUGGCCACGGUCUACGCCUCCACAAACAUGAUGAUGGCCAACCCCGAGCGCCGCAUGUGCCACUAUGAGGAUUUCCAACAGCACAACAACAUCAUCAACGGGGGGGCCUGGCACACCGUUCCCGGGAGUAUGAACGACUUCAGCUACCUCCACACCAACUGCUUUGAGGUGACUGUGGAGCUGUCCUGUGAUAAGUUCCCCCAUGUCAGCGAGCUCCCCGUCGAGUGGGACAACAACAAGGAGUCUCUGCUGGUUUACAUGGAGCAGAUCCACAGAGGGAUCAAGGGCGUUGUGAGAGACAAGAUCACCAGGCAGGGCCUGGCAGAAGCGAUCAUCAAAGUAGAGGACCAUGACCAUGACAUUCGAUCAGCUGCGGACGGCGAUUACUGGCGCCUGCUGAACCCGGGAGACUACAAGGUGGUCGUGUCGGCGGAAGGAUACUUCCCGUCCGUGCGGCGGUGCCAUGUUGGCAUGGAGCCCCACGCCACCACCUGUGACUUCAACCUGAUCAAAACGCCCCAGCAAAGGCUGAAGGAGAUAAGGGCCAAGGGGGGUAAGAUCCCCCAGGACCUGCAGCUUCGACUGCGUGCCAUGAGGCUGCGUAAGCUCCGCGCCAGCACCAAGGCCCUCAACCGCCGGCGAGAGAGUCUGCAGCAGACGAGGAGGGCGCGGUCUACUCGGGCCCAGAGAGCCUGAGAGUCCUGUGGGGAGUAAGGUGGAGUGGCCCACCUAUACAGUAGUGUCUGUAUUACUGGUAAAUGAAUGUCUGUGGUUCAGGUUAGAGGUUGAAGACAUGCUUUAAAACGAGAUGCCCACAAUCUAUAAAGAAAGGGACCAUCUCAAAAUGAUUGUUUGCACACUGUUUCAACUCGUUUCGCGGUGCCUGUAAAAUAAGACACACCCAGUCGUACAAAACACCGGCGAGGGUCUCAAAAAGAAAAAUAAAGUCAGCCACUAUUUGGAACAAACUAUAUGCAGUACGCUCCUAAAAUGGCUGAUAAUUGAAUAUAUGGACCUCUGGACAGGCACCCAUUUACUGACGGGACAUUUUUUGUUUAACUUCACUUUUUUAUGGUUCAAAAUGGAAAAUUGUCAUUUGUGAACUGUCAAAGACUUCUGCUUGGCUCGAUGAUUUUUAACUGAUUUUGCAUUCAGUGAUCGAGGUUUGUUUUUGUAGAGACUGAGUUGAGGGUUAUGGGUUAUGCGUCAGCUGGUCUGAUUUGUGGCACACGUUUUCCAUAACACUACAAUCGUAGGCCUGUUUUAUAGUGACUAAUCUAUCAGGAGCACAAUGUCACAAAUAAACAUGCUAUUAUCUUCCACCUGA
This is a messenger RNA of Lampris incognitus (smalleye Pacific opah), 2935 nucleotides long. RefSeq names its product probable carboxypeptidase X1. The record is from RefSeq and is a predicted model, not a curated record. Lineage: Eukaryota; Metazoa; Chordata; Actinopteri; Lampriformes; Lampridae. Gene Ontology annotation, biological process: proteolysis. The transcript is spliced from 13 exons. Gene Ontology annotation, molecular function: metallocarboxypeptidase activity; zinc ion binding. The coding region runs from base 61 to 2304 and encodes 747 amino acids.